GAGGAGGGAGGGAGGGAGGGAGAGGAAGAAGGAGUUGUGCAGCUGCCGCCGCCGCUGCUACAGCUGGCUCUCCGAGCCUCUCCUGCGCCUCCUUCUCCUUCCUUCCCCCCUUCAUUCGACCUCGCUGCCGGAGCCCGGAAUUGUUGGGAGCCUAGCAUCCUUGGACAAAGUUCUCCCUGCCCUUUUCCCGAAGAGCAGAGGUUGUUUUACCCCUUGAGGCUCACACCUCAGUCUCCCAAGGAAUAGUUGUGUGGCGGACUGUAUAAAAGUUAAUGUUUUCAUCCACUCGGACAAAGGAGAAUGGGGACCCUACAUCCAAAAGAAUGAAGACUCGACAGAAUAAAGACUCCAUGUCGAUGCGGAGUGGUAGGAAGAAGGAGACUCCGGGGCCCCGAGAGGAGCUCAGGACGCGGGGCCGAGCCUCUCCAGGUGGCGUCAGCACUUCCAGCAGUGAUGGCAAGGCUGAGAAAUCCCGGCAAACGUCCAAGAAGGGUCGGGUGGAGGAGUCCAUGGCCCCUAAAGGAAGCAAGCAAAGCCGCCCGGAGGAGAUAUCGGAGAGCGAAGGAGAGGACACCAAUGCCCCAAAGAAAACUAAAACCGAGGAGCUGCCAAGACCUCAGUCUCCCUCAGACGUUGACAGCCUCGAUGGCCACAGCUUCAACGAUGAGACAAGCAGCGACCCUCGCGACAUCGACCAGGACAACCGGAGCACCUCGCCCAGCGUCUACAGCCCUGGCAGCGUGGAGAACGACUCUGACUCCUCCUCAGUGUUGUCCCAGGGGCCGGCCCGCUCCUACCACCACCCCCCACUCUUCCCCCAGAGCCCCUCUCCUGCCCCCCUGGCAGAGGGCCUAGCUCGCCCACCAGAGCCAAACUUUAGCCUGGCAGGGGACGUCCAUCCUCCGGGCCCCGCCGGCAGUUACCAGCCGCAACUUGAGGCCCAGGCCUCGAGGAUUUUCCAGGCGCAAGCCCCGCCGCCUCCCACUCUGUCUGCCAAUUCCUCUUCUUCCUCAUCCUCACCUUCCUCCUCUACCUCCUCCUCCUCCUGCACGACCCACGUCCCCCUCUACUCUGGCGCCAACGUGGUCCAGAUGGGUCCCAAAGCAGUUGGCGCAGGGCCAGGCCUCCCCGCGCCAGGCGGGCGGGAGCAAGCCCUUGGCACCAAGCACAACCCGCCCCCAACAACCCCCAUUUCCUUGGCCCCGGUGGCGGGGGGCCUGCCCCCUCAGAAAACCCCUCCGAACAACUCCCCCUCGGUCCUCCCUUCCUCCACGGCCGCUUUCCCCCACGUCCUUGCCAACCUGCCCCCGCCGCCCGCUCUGAGGCCCCUCAACAAUAUGUCGGCCGCCUCCAGCUCCCCGGGGGUGGCGGGGCAAGCGCUGGGCGGGCACCUCCCGCCUCCCCACGGGAUGGGCCAGGACAAGUCGCCCGUCCCUUCCCGCUACCCCUACGCCCCCGCCCCGCCCCCGCCCAGCUCUUCAGCCGCCCAGUACGCUCUGCCGCCCCCUUCCCAGGCCCUCCCCAGCUACAGCUCCUCCUACGGCCACUCUUUCCCCCAGCCCAGCAGCCUCUCCGUCGCCAGCCAGCCCCCCAAGUACACCCAGCCCUCCAUGCCCUCCCAGCCAGUGUGGAGCCAAGGGCCGCCGCCCUAUAGCCGCCCCCUGGGCAAUGUCGGCUCACACCCUCCGGCCGCCUUCCCGGGCCAGGCAGCCCUCCACCAGCAGCAGCACCAGCAUCACAGCCACGGCAGUGGUGCGGGGGGCCCGGCGGCGGCUGCGGCAGCCCCCCAGGCCCCCGGAGGGUAUCCCCACCCAUUGGAGCCAGGCCCGCACCACCCGUCCCACGCCGCCUAUGGCCUCCGCCUCUACCCGCCCCACGGUCAUGCCACGUACAGCCAGGCCCCCUCUGCGUCUUCCUCUUCCGCCUCCUCGUCCUCUGCCUCCUCCUCUUCUUCUUCUUCUUCUUCCACCACCUCCUCUUCUUCCUCCUCCUCUGCACCCCAGGGAACGUACCUGGGAGUAUGCAGCCACCCCCAGGGGCAAAACACUGCAGCCUACACAUUCCCACCGCCGCCACCGCCUUCACCUGCCCACGGAGCCGGACCACCGGUCACCUCCGCCUCCGUCACCCUCUCCACCGUCAUCACCACCAUGGCCUCCGCCUCGGCAGCCCCCUACAAGACGGCGUCGCCCCCGGCGGGGCCCCCCUCGGUAACCCCCUACGGGAAGCGGACGGCCUCUCCGUCCCCCACCUUCCAGCCCCCGGCCCCCUACAAGCCGGGCUCCCCUCCUUCCUCCUCCUCCUCCUCCUCUUCCUCAGCGUCCUCGUUCCGUGCAGCCACCCCACCGGGGUACAGGCUGGCCUCUUCCCCGGCGGGCGGGGGAUACAAGGCCCCCUCGCCAGCCCCUGGCCCCCCAGCUGCAGGGGGUAUGCCGGCCCCUCCCCCUCCCUUGCCCCCGCUGCCCCUCAGCGCUGCGCAGAUCAAGCAAGAGCCUUCCGAGGAAUACGAGCCCCCGGAGAGUCCGAUGCCCCCCAUCCGGAGCCCCUCGCCAGCCCCCAAGGUGGUGGACGUGGCAAGCCAUGCCAGCCAGUCUGCGAGGUUCAAUAAACACCUGGAUCGCGGCUUCAACUCCUGCUCACGGACCGAUCUCUACUUUGUACCACUGGACGGCUCCAAGCUGGCUAAGAAGAGGGCAGAUCUUGUGGAGAAGGUGCGCAGGGAGGCUGAGCAGAAGGCCCGGGAGGAGAAGGAGCGUGAAAGGGAGCGAGAGCGAGAGAAGGAGAGGGAGAGGGAGAAAGAACGGGAGCUGGAAAGAAGUGUGAAGGUGGCGCAAGAAGGCCGCGCAGUGGAGUGCGCCUCCCUGGGGCCCGUCCCUCACCGCCCGUCGUUUGAGCAAGGCAGCGCCGUUGCCACUGUCCCCCCCUACCUGGGCCCCGACACGCCGGCGCUCCGCACCCUCAGCGAGUACGCGCGGCCCCACGUCAUGUCCCCCAGCAACCGCAACCACCCCUUCUACGUCCCGCUGGGCGCGGUGGACCCCGGACUGCUGGGCUACAACGUGCCGGCCAUCUACAGCAGCGACCCGGCCACCCGGGAGAGGGAGCUCCGAGAGCGGGAGGCCCGCGAGCGAGACCUCCGGGACCGCGACCUGCGCGAGCGCCUCAAGCCCGGCUUCGAGGUGAAGCCCGCCGAGCUGGAGCAGCUGCACGCCGUGCCCAGCGCCACCAUGGAUCCUUUCCCGCGCCACGGGGGGCUGGCUCUGCAGGCCGGCCCGGGCCUGCACCCCGCUUUCCCUUUCCACCCGGGGCUGGGCCACCUGGAGAGGGAGCGGCUAGCGCUGGCGGCCGGCCCUGCCCUGCGGCCCGACAUGUCCUACGCCGAGCGACUGGCGGCUGAGCGGCAGCAUGCUGAAAGGGUGGCCGCCCUGAGCAACGACCCCCUGGCCCGGCUGCAGAUGCUCAACGUGACCCCCCAUCACCACCAGCACUCCCACAUCCACUCCCAUCUCCAUCUCCACCAGCAGGACGCCAUCCACGCAGCUUCCGCCUCUGUUCACCCUCUUAUCGAUCCACUGGCUUCUGGGUCGCAUCUCACCCGGAUACCUUACCCAGCUGGUACCAUCCCUAAUCCGCUCCUUCCUCACCCACUGCAUGAAAAUGAGGUGCUGCGCCACCAGCUUUUUGCUGCGCCCUACAGAGACCUGCCAGGCUCUCUCUCGGCUCCGAUGUCGGCAGCGCAUCAGCUCCAAGCCAUGCAUGCACAGUCAGCAGAGCUCCAGCGCCUGGCCCUGGAACAGCAGCAGUGGCUGCACGCCCACCACCCUCUGCACGGAGUGCCGCUCCCCACCCAGGAGGAUUACUACAGUCACCUGAAAAAAGAAAGCGACAAGCCCCUCUAAGCAGAUCCCAUUCCCCAUGGCGACGUCAUUGAUCCUCUUGGUGCUGCUGCUGCUUCUGAGACAGAGAGAGAGAGAGAGAGAGAGAGAGAGAGAGGAAGAGAGGAAGAUUUGCCAACCAAACCCUGGAAGCUGCACAGUGACACAACUUCUAAUGUCGUUUAAUGGGAGAGGGACGAAAGCAGGCUUACCCCUGGCGGGAGGGGGGGUGGCAAAAGAGGAAGGACAAGCGGGGCGCCAAACACCAGGCAAGGAUUUCGAACCUGUGGCUAAAUGUGCCCUUGUAUCCUGUAAGCAAAGGUAUAUAAACCAUCGUGCAUCUAUUUUUCUGCCCUCCCCACCCCACCCCCUGCAAUCCUCGGGCAAAUUGCGGCCAGUCAGCAGGAACUUCGAAAGGCAUGGGGGGAGUCUCCCAAAGCCCCCUUCCGCCAUGCCUUGACGCAGGAGAGAGUCCAGAAGACUCGCGGGACGUUUCAAGAAGGCAUGGCCCCGUUCUUGCUCAGCCCCCCCGAGAGACGGGGGCCAAGCCGAGAGGUGCAAAGCGCCACAGGACUGUUCCAAGAGGGCAGCUGCCAUUUUUCUUCGUAUCCAUGCCUAGAGGGAAGGAGCACUGACGAGCUGCGGGACUGUUUGAAGGAUGGCAACUGCCCGUUCCCCUCCCAUCUCAUGGGGGUGAGGAGGGCGGAGGUGGAUGCAGCCGAGUGACGAAAAAAAGCACGUUUGGGACUUUCCACAAUGGCAGCUGCCCCUUUCCCCCUCCACCCCCUUCCAGUUGAUGUACUUUUAACUCAUGCACAUUCUGUUAGACGUGGCGGUUUUGCGUAGCAAUUUGUGGUUCCUUGAUCUCCCCGUGUGUGUGUCUAAUCUCACGGUUGUAUAUCUUGAUCUGUCCUCAUAUAUAUUUACAUAAGAACAUUAAAAGAUGCCCAACUAUGGGAGGAGAAUCUCCCUACACACCCAAUUUCCCCCA
Molecule: messenger RNA, 4866 nt
Organism: Podarcis muralis (Common wall lizard)
Lineage: Eukaryota; Metazoa; Chordata; Lepidosauria; Squamata; Lacertidae
Source: RefSeq, a predicted model, not a curated record